AUGCGCCUUGGCGCGCUGGAGGACGCCUGGCAGGCGCUGGUUGACGAUGAGGCGGCGGCGGCCGAGGCGCAGCGGCGCAUCGAGCGCGACGCGGCGGCGCUGCGCGCGGCGCGCGCAGCGGUCGGAGCCCAAGAGGCUGAUGUGGCGAGGCGCGAGGCGGCGGUGGCGGCGGCGCACAGGGCGCUGGCGGCGGUCGCGCCGGUGGCGCGCAGCAGCGGGGGCGGCGGCGGGGCGGCGGAGGUCGCCGGUGUGGCGGGGGUUGGUGUGGGGGACGAGGGCCGCACCUCAAGCGCCCCCGGCAACCGCGGCGCCGAUGGCUCCGCUGCACCUGUGCCGAUGCGCAACCGCUCCUCCGCUGCCGUGGCGCCGGCUGCUGACGCCGCGUCCUCUGGCGAUGGGAGCUGCUGCCGCGGCAGCGGCGGUGCGGGCGGGGGAGGGGCCAGCGGCGGCCGCGCGCCGUCCAAGUUGGAGCUGCCACAGCUGCAGCCGUUCCUGGGGGAGGCGCGCUGGUGGCCGCCCUCGCCCCUGCUCGGCGCGACCGAGACCAGCGCGGCGGACCCCCGCCGCGGCCGCCGCUUCGAGGGGCCGGCCCUGGGCUGGCCGGCGGGCGGGCCGGGCGACGACGGCGCCCGUGUUCGGCAGUAG
Monoraphidium neglectum is the source of this 645-nucleotide messenger RNA. RefSeq lists its product as hypothetical. NCBI's taxonomy places the organism in Eukaryota, Viridiplantae, Chlorophyta, Chlorophyceae, Sphaeropleales, Selenastraceae. The coding region runs from base 1 to 645 and encodes 214 amino acids. The record is from RefSeq and is a predicted model, not a curated record. The transcript has 2 exons.